Mizuhopecten yessoensis (Yesso scallop) is the source of this 1093-nucleotide messenger RNA. RefSeq names its product ADP-ribosylation factor 3-like. Gene Ontology annotation, cellular component: cytoplasm; plasma membrane. Gene Ontology annotation, molecular function: GTP binding; GTPase activity. Bases 159 to 728 code for a protein of 189 amino acids. Gene Ontology annotation, biological process: vesicle-mediated transport; intracellular protein transport. NCBI's taxonomy places the organism in Eukaryota, Metazoa, Mollusca, Bivalvia, Pectinida, Pectinidae. The record is from RefSeq and is a predicted model, not a curated record. The transcript has 4 exons.
CAUACCCAUGUACAGACUUUGUGCAAUACGUGGAACCAAACCACUAUAUAACCUAACGCAUUUAUAACGACAGCACACAAAUAUAACAGUCUGUGAGAUAAGCACACCAUAUAGAUAUUGUCAGGUAAAAGGGAUAAACUAUAAGCAGCACGUACAAUAUGGGUUUAUUAUUCGCAAAGCUUGCUGAUGUGAUGCAGAGUUUCUCCAGUGGAUCAACGACCCGGAUACUGAUGCUGGGACUGGAUGCGGCAGGUAAAACGACGGUCCUGUACAAGAUCAAACUGAACGAGAACGUCUCUACCAUUCCGACGAUCGGGUUUAACGUGGAGGAGGUGUCCCCUUGUAAGGGUGUGUCCUUUACCGUGUGGGAUGUCGGCGGCCAGGACAAGAUCCGACCACUCUGGAGACAUUACUUCCAAGACACUGAAGGUUUGGUUUACGUCGUAGACAGCAAUGACAGAGAGAGGAUCAGUGAGGCCCGAGAGGAACUUUUCGGGAUACUGGAAAAUGAUGAAAUGAGAGGUGUUCCGGUUGUUGUACUGGCAAACAAACAAGAUCUUCCACAUGCCAUGAACACAGCGGAGGUAGCAGACAGGAUGUGUCUAAUGAAACUAACCGGAAGGAAAUGGUUUGUUCAAGGAGCUUGCGCGAUGAAUGGAGAUGGAAUAUAUGAAGGCAUGAAAGAAAUGGCUCGACUUACAAAAGAAAACAAGAGGACCUACAGAUGAUAGUCUUCACUUCAAUUAAGAAACUGUUCGUUAUUACAUUUAAACCACAGACUGUGCUUGAUUCUAUCAAAUCCUGAUUUACAUGCAAGAAGUUCGAACAGAAGCUGUCCUAAUCUAUAUAUGGAAUCCAGGAGAAUAGUGAAUGGCGUGGAUGCGGAUGUUAACCUGUGUAUCGGAUAUCUAUGUGCAAUAUCAACAACUGCUAUCCCUUGUAAAUAUAUAAAUAUGUGUAAAUAGUUAAGUUAUGGCAAUCAAUGAAAUCUAAAGAUGUGUAGAUACCGUGAGAUGGACAAUAUUACUGCAGUUGUCGUACUGCAAAACAUGUAAUACAUUUGCUUUCUAUUUGAUAUAAAUGUGUCUUUUUU